CUUAAAACCCACGAAAGAAAAAACACCUAUUUAUUGGGUAACUAAAAAUUUAAAUAUACGAAUAUACGAUAUUUUUAUUUUCACAAACCCUAGCUCUUUUCCCCCUUUCAAGCCACAGAUCACAAGAAACACAAAUCCAUUUGAAUGAGAAGCACAACUCGUUCAAGAAAAGAAAGCAGGAUUCCUCAGUGUCCGAAUUCCGCACGAUCAUCGUGGAAGGUUUUGUGAUUUUGAGUUUUGCGUUAGCAUAACAAUCAUGAGAUUCAAGAAGGGGGGUAAAGUUGAGGUACUGAUAAAGAAAGAGGUGCCUCCAGGUGAGUGGCGUUGUGCUAGGAUUAUCUCAGAUAAUGGACGCACUUACAGUGUUGUAUUCGAAGGUUCUUGCAGCAUGGGAAGUGAGGCACUUGUUGAGCGAGUGCCAAGGAAGGCCAUUAGGCCUUUCCCUCCUGUGGGAAGUGUGGAGAGUUGGGCGGUUGGAGAUGUGGUGGAAGUGUUUGAUGUUGGUUCGUGGAAAAUAGCCAUGGUUUCGAAGGUCUUAGGCAGGGAUUAUUAUUUGGCUAGGCUAUUGGGAUCUCAUGAGGAGUUCAAAGUUCACAAAUCCAACAUCCGGGUGCGUCAGUCUUGGCAAGAUAAUGAAUGGUUUGUGAUUGGAAAGGGUCAAGGGAGUUGUGAGGUGGUGAAAAGUGACAAGCCAUCUAGCUUGAACUGUCAUCAUAUGAUUUCUGAGUUUCCGCAAUUUAAUACAAGGAGAAAGAUGCAGACAGGAAAUAAUUGUGUAGCUGCUCAAGACAAUACUUGUUUCCAGGAGUCUCAUAUUGUCUCAUCUAGAACAUUGAAGAGAUUUUCCCCUUAUUUCUCCUCUCAUUUUGAAGCAAAUACCAGAACAAUGAGAGGAAUCCAGAAAGAGGGUGAGCAUAGAAGACUGAUUUCAGAGUCAGUAUCCCCAUUGCUGGAAAAGGUAGAUGCUGUUGCUUACCCACGAGUAAAUCUGGGUGAAACAUACAUGCAUGCUUCCUCUAAUAAUGAAACUGGAUAUUUUGAAUUGGAGAGGGGAAAUCAGAAUGGUUCAAUUUUUUGUUUUCAUGAAAGAAAUUCGGAACCUAUUGAUUGUGGUAGUGUUUCAUCUUCUGUUGGUAGUUGUAGUGUUGUUAGUGACAGUCCAAAUAAGUUGUCUGGUCAUAUUUUAUCAGGCCAUACUCAAGAUGCAGAUUCCUUUCAUAAUUGUGGAUAUGAGGAAGGAAAAUGUCUUCGUUCCAUGAAUGAGAAUGUAGCGGCAAGAAUCCAUAUAUUAGAGUUGCAUGCUUAUCGCUGCACUCUAGAAGCAAUAUAUGCUUCUGGGUCCUUAAGUUGGGAACAAGAAGCUCUAUUGACAAAUCUCCGCAUUUCACUCAACAUUUCUAAUGAUGAACAUUUGAUGGAGAUAAGGAAUUUAAAAUCAGCCCGAACUGGCAUUUAUUGUAGUUAACUAAUAAUCAAGGUAUUUUGUUUUACCUUAGAAUGAGAUAUUCACUGUUGGCUUUAAGGCCCUCAGAUCAUUGUAAGAAGCUGGAGAAAUGGCUACAUUUUUGUAGCGUCGGUCUUGGUGAUCAAUUAGUAGUUUGGAAAUUAUGUACCAAAUACUUUUAUACAGAAAUGAAUAUUUCCAGGCUCA
This is a messenger RNA of Juglans microcarpa x Juglans regia, 1651 nucleotides long. RefSeq lists its product as uncharacterized. The transcript is spliced from 3 exons. Bases 257 to 1465 code for a protein of 402 amino acids. The record is from RefSeq and is a predicted model, not a curated record. Lineage: Eukaryota; Viridiplantae; Streptophyta; Magnoliopsida; Fagales; Juglandaceae.